AUGUCAACUAGAGAAAUUUACUAUUCAGAGAAAUACUAUGAUGAAGAACAUGAAUACAGGCAUGUUGUGUUGCCCAAGGAAUUGGUUAAAUUGGUACCGAAGAAUCACCUCAUGUCUGAAGACGAAUGGAGGAACAUAGGAGUUCAGCAGAGCCAAGGAUGGGUUCACUACAUGACACAUCAACCUGAACCUCAUAUUUUGUUGUUCAGAAGAAAGAAAACCACUCAACCUGAAAAGAAGUAA
Chilo suppressalis (striped riceborer) is the source of this 243-nucleotide messenger RNA. Lineage: Eukaryota; Metazoa; Arthropoda; Insecta; Lepidoptera; Crambidae. The record is from the annotation of a GenBank genome assembly.